AGGAAGUGAGAGAAUGCGAGUCAGCGACUGACUGAACAUUACUGAGGCAGUCAUCAUGGGGGAGUGGUCCUUACUGUCUGAUUUGUUGGACAAAGUGCAGUCCCACUCCACUGUAGGGGGGAAGGUCUGGAUGAGUGUUCUCUUCCUCUUCAGGAUCUUCAUCCUAGCUGCUGGCGUAGAUAAAAUAUGGGGCGACGAACAAGGCAACAUGGACUGUAACACCAAAAGCGUUGGCUGCAAGAACGCCUGCUACAAUCGACACUUCCCCCUGUCUCACACGCGCUACUGGGUCCUCCAGAUCCUCAUGGUCUCCACUCCAACCCUCGUGUACUUGGGCCAUGUCCUGCUGGUGAUUCGCGGAGAAAACAAGGCCAGGAGGCGCCUGGAGCAGAAACCUUAUAAAAACGGGGUGAGGAUCAAAGCUCCAAAGUAUUCAGAUGAACACGGCAGGGUGCAGCUGAAGGGCAUCCUGCUGGUCAGCUACCUGAUGCAAGUGCUGUUCAAGAUCUUGCUGGAAGUGGCGUUCAUCGUAGGCCAGUACUACCUCUACGGCUUCAUACUAAUGCCUCCUAAGAUCACGUUUUCAGAGCUCCCCUGCCCAUCCCAGGUGAACUGCUUCAUAAGUCGUCCCACAGAGAAAACCAUCUUCAUCGUCUUCAUGUUGACGAUGGCCGUCUUCUCGGUGAUCCUCAACAUCAUCGAGAUUUUCUACCUGAUGAUCUCAAAGGUGAGGGUGAGGAAAAGGAAGAGCAGUGGCUCAGAGGAGUACCAUCUCAAAAAAAUAACAGCCAACCCAAGUGAAGGAGCCACACCAUGUUGAGGGUCAGGGAGCUUUCUGAGACUUUACUUCAAUAGUGUUAAGACAUAAACACUGAAUUACUUCCAGUUUUACAUUAUGCAUAUUCUGCACCAACCGUCAUCCUUUUCUUAAUUCAAGCUUUUUAUUUUAUUUUCUGUUGCACAGAAAUAGUCGAUAUAAACAUGACAUUAUCUGAUUCAAGUAUAGGGAUGAUGUGUGCUGAAUGUUUAUUUUGCCUUGCCCAAAAAUCUCCAAUAUAUGGUAGUUUUAUCAAAAACUAAAAUGUAGCGAUAUACUCUGAACAUUGCCUAUGGUGUUCUCAGUGUAAUCUGUAACAUGUGUCCCGAUUUAUAGUCAAUGGCGCUAAAUGUUUACUUAAUGACAUCACAGAUUCCAAGUUUUUAGUUUUUGGGAUUUGACAGACUGUAAAUGUUUACUAGCUUUAGUGGCCUGUCUUAGACCAUAGCAAUAAACCGUAUGGAUUUUGAAAACAGGCAUAGUUCCUCUUGAAGUUGAGAGUUAACGGUUGUUCCCUGCAUCUUGUGCUAGACAUUAGUGUUUUUUCUUUUGGUCUUAUCCGAGUGCUUGGUAACAUCCAACAACAACAGAUGAAAAAACAUGAUUGGUAUUUGUCUCUGUAAAAUAAUUUGUGACAGAAACUUAAUUUCAUUUGGUUUAUGAAAUGACUAAUUUUAGAACAACACACAUUACCAAAACUUUGGCUCAGCAGAGUCUUUGCUGCAAUACUGUCAAUAAUAAUAUACUGUGCAAUUGUGGAUUGGUUGGUUUAUUGUGCUUCAACGUGAUCGAAUGGUUUUUUUUAUUAUAAUUAUGUUGUGUCCCUUUUGUGUAUGUUUUUCUUUAUUUGUUAUUGUUUAAUUAAAUCCUUUUUACCCAGUGUGAUAAUAAACUUCUGAAUCUCUGA
This is a messenger RNA of Eleginops maclovinus (Patagonian blennie), 1724 nucleotides long. Its product is annotated as gap junction Cx32.2 protein-like. The coding region runs from base 56 to 820 and encodes 254 amino acids. Gene Ontology annotation, biological process: cell-cell signaling. The transcript has 2 exons. Lineage: Eukaryota; Metazoa; Chordata; Actinopteri; Perciformes; Eleginopidae. The record is from RefSeq and is a predicted model, not a curated record. Gene Ontology annotation, cellular component: connexin complex. Gene Ontology annotation, molecular function: gap junction channel activity.